This is a messenger RNA of Plasmodium vinckei vinckei, 462 nucleotides long. RefSeq names its product conserved rodent malaria protein, unknown function. The transcript has 2 exons. The record is from RefSeq and is a predicted model, not a curated record. NCBI's taxonomy places the organism in Eukaryota, Apicomplexa, Aconoidasida, Haemosporida, Plasmodiidae. Bases 1 to 462 code for a protein of 153 amino acids.
AUGAAUAAAAAAUUAUACAGCUUGUUUGUUUUUGUAUACUUAAUAAUAGUCUAUUGUGCUACUGUUCAGGGAACCAAGAACGCCAAUGGGAAUAAUGAUAGACAUGCACCAAGUUUUAUCAAAAAGGUAUACCAAAAUGGCCAGAAUAAAGACAAUAAUAAACAAGUAGAAAGAACUGCUGAGGAUGGUAUAGGUGAUAUAAUAAUCGAUAUCCUUAAAAAAGAGUAUGUUGAUAAAAAUAUUAUUCAGCUUAUAGAUGCCGUUGAUAAAAAAGAUAGUAAACUAAAAAAGACCAAUGACAGAAAAAAUUUAUAUAAGGUAUUGGCCAUGAGUUUAAGUGCAUUACUUGCUUUCAGAUUUAUAUAUGAUAUUAAACAACAAUAUAUGAACAGCGUCGCAAAUCCGAAUUCUAUGAUUAACAAAUUUAAAAAUAAAUUAACUACUAAACAAACAAAGUUAUAA